Camelina sativa (false flax) is the source of this 4186-nucleotide messenger RNA. The record is from RefSeq and is a predicted model, not a curated record. NCBI's taxonomy places the organism in Eukaryota, Viridiplantae, Streptophyta, Magnoliopsida, Brassicales, Brassicaceae.
UAUAUACAAGUCAAUGUAAAUCAAUGGCAUAUCUUACCAAUUCAAGAUUUUUUUAUCAUCAAACAACACCCAUAAAAGAAAGAGAGACAAUGACGUUGGACACUACCUACCCUAUCCUUCUUUUAUUUUUUCAAAGUACAUGAAAUAUUAGAAAAUGUCAAAAAUAAUAAACUACAGAAAGUUUCAGAUCAACUUUUUCUAACCAUCAUCAUUCGCCCUUUGGUUUGUGGUCUGACCAAUCUGCAGAAGAGAGAUAGUGCAAGACGAAACAAACAAAGUCAACAAAUUCCAAACACAUGUUUUGAUAAAGAAAAAUGUUUGGUGCUUUACGUGGAUGUACAACGUAAUGCUUAACAAAGCACUCUGAUUUGACUCCUUCAACUUCUUUACAUAGUCCCAUGGAACUGUGUCCCCACUUCCUCCUAAAAAGUCGUCUCCUCAAUCAUCAUCGGAGCAAACAAAUUUACCUUUAGUGGGUUCCAACUUCUCUGAAACAGAGGACCAAGUGUGUCCUUCAAGUCUUCUGCUAGAUGAAGUAACACUUGGAGACUUGGCAAUCAGAGUGAGACAAGACCAGCUUUGAACAAAUGGGAUGUCGACUCGAGAAGAUAUAGGCACAAGUGAUACACUGAUUGGAUCGUUGUUGGGGUCCAUUUCCGAAGUGAUCAGAUCUUUGGAGUCCUUACAAGCAGAAACAGAGAAGUUCCUUGAAUGCGCUUGCUACUUUUAUCGAGUUUCAGUGGUGUUAAUGGAGAUACAAACAGCAGAGAGCAACGUCAUCUGUUCAAUUGAUAUUUUUGAAUCUCUAUCCGAGAGUAUAGAUGCGGCGAAGGACCUGGUUGAGAAAUCUCAAGAAAGCAACGGACACGAACCAACUACUGAUCUGAGAAGCAUUGAGGCAGGUUUUGAAGGCGUUGUCAAGCAGAUGGGUGAAACUUUGCAGUCCAUAUCAGAAUCAACAUUUGACGAGGAAGAAUAUAUAGGAGUUGUUAUCCAGUCUCUUUCAAAUGAGAUGCAGAAUGCUAACAUCGGAGAUGGUAGUAAAAGUGAGAUGAUACAGAAUGAGCAGCAGAAUUUUUCUGCAAAGGAUACACCGGAAAUUGUGUCAGAGCAAAUAGAGACAGAUCUCUAUCCCACUGAUCCUGAAUUUUCCUAUGAAAGUUACAUGAUGUAUAGUGAAUCACAAUCCCAAAUGACCGAAAUACCAGAUAUCCCAAGCCAGAGCACAAAUGUUAGCAGCCAGAGAUAUGGAAAUCUUAGUGAAUCACAAUCACAAAUUACCGAGAUACCAGAUAUCCCAAGCCAGAGCACAAAUGUUAGCAGCCAGAGAUAUGGAAAUCUUAGUGAAUCACAAUCACAAAUUACCGAGAUACCAGAUACCCUAAGACACAGCACAAGCAGCCAUAGAAAGUAUGGAAAUCUUAGUGAAUCACAAUCACAAAUUACUGAGUUACCAGAUAUUCCAAGCCAGAGUACGAAUGCUAGCAGCCAGAGAAAAUAUGGUAAUCUUAGUGAAUCCUUGUCAAUGUUACCACAGGUGACACAGUUCAUGGAGCCUCCAUACCAAGCUUUCAUCUGCCCGUUGACCAAAGAGAUAAUGGAAGAUCCAGUCACAACAGAAACAGGAGUAACCUGCGAAAGAAAAGCAGUAACAGAGUGGUUUGAACGUUUUGCAAACUCCGAUGAGAUUAGUUGUCCAGUUACCGGGCAAAAGCUGACCACCGAAUUAACUGUCAAUGUUGUCUUGAAAACCAUCAUUCAGGAAUGGAAAGUACGAAACGAGGCAGCAAGAAUCAAAGUGGCUCAUGCAGCUUUAUCCUUAGGCGGUUCAGAAAGUAUGGUUAUCGAUGCAUUACGAGAUCUGCAAAUGACCUGUGAAGGGAAAGAGUACAACAAGGUACAAGUCCGUGAAGCUGGGAUCAUUCAGCUUCUUGAUAGAUACCUGACGUACAGAAGUAAAGAUGUGAGGUAUGAACUGCUACAGUUGUUAAGGACACUGGCUGAUGAAGACGCUGAUGAUGGAAAGGUUGGAUCUCUUUCAUUUACCUAUUAUGCAAGAGCACUACCUUACAUGAUAUGCACUGCUGUAUUUCUUUCUCCUAGACACACUUCUUGUUUCAAUAGACUUUUAUAUUUCAAAGUUAUCUUACAGGAAAUGAUCGUGAAGACCAUAACUAUGUCACGCAUAAUCAAAUUUUUGGGAAGCAGUCACCAGCCUGUAAGACAUGUAGCACUAGCCUUACUGCUUGAGCUUUCGAAAUCCCAACAUGCAUGUGAGAAGAUUGGGAGUGCUACCGGGGCGAUUUUGAUGUUAGUUACCGCAAAGUAUAACAGAGAGUUGGAUGCCUUUGCGUCUGAAACAUCAGACCAAAUCUUAAGAAAUCUAGAGAAGUGUCCUGAGAACAUCAAGCAAAUGGCAGAGAGUGGGCUAUUGGAACCACUUCUGGGUCAUCUAGCAGAAGGGAGCGAAGAGACUCAGGUGGCGAUGGCUGCAUACCUUGUGGAAAUCGAUAUUGGACAUGAGAAAAAAACUUACGUAGCUGAGAAGGCUUGCCCUGCGCUCAUUGGGCUGGUGAAAUGUGAAAAUAUCGACGCUAGAAGAGCUGCCUUCAAAGCACUUGCUCAUAUUUCAUUGUAUCACCCCAACAACCAGAUACUAGUAGAAGUUGGCAUCAUCAAGAUCAUGGUCGAAGAGAUGUUCACCAAGCGAGUGUUCAGUGAUCUGAUGAACUCCAGGAAUGAAGCUGCGACAAUACUUGCAAACAUACUGGAAUCUGGGCUGGAACAUGAGACAUUUGAGGUGAAUACUCAUGGGCACACGUUAGGCUCGGAUUAUUUUGUAUACAACAUCAUCCACAUGCUCAAGAACUCAAGCCCAGAUGAUCUUAACAUUGAUUUGAUCAGGAUUCUCCUAUCCUUGUCCAAAUCACCCAAAGCAAUGGCAACAAUUGUCUCAGUGAUCAAAGAAACCGACGCAAGCUUUGCCAUGAUAGAACUCAUCAACAAUCCUCAUGAAGAAUUGGGGGUUGGGGCAUUAAAACUUCUGAUAGCACUUACCCCCUACAUUGGUCACACGCUAUCAGAGAGAUUAUGUAAAACUAGAGGACAGCCAGAAAAUCUUAUCCAGUGCCCAAUAGAAGCAAAUCAGAUAACAGAAAAGCAUGCUGUUUCAGCCAAGUUACUUGCUAAACUGCCUCAUCAAAAUCUGACUCUUAAUUUAGCACUGGUCAACGAGAGCAUAGUGUCCAAAAUUCUGCAUGCAAUCCAUCUGAUUCAAAGAAGUGGAACACGAACAAGCAGAUAUGCAACUGAUUUUCUGGAAGGUCUCGUUGGGAUCUUAGUGAGAUUCACAACUACACUGUACGAGCCCCAAAUGAUGUACCUAGCCAGAAACCACGAUUUGACAUCAGUGUUUGUUGAUUUAUUGAUGAAAACAUCAAGCGAUCAAGUUCAAAGGCUAUCAGCGACUGGACUAGAAAAUCUAUCAUCUACAACUAUGACGUUAUCGAGGCCACCACAACCUAGGAGCACAAAAUUCAUGGGAUCACUGAGUAUGCCUAGGUCUUUCUCCCUCCGUUCAUCCAAAAAGAAGCAAAUAGAGAUAUGCGCAAUCCACAAGGGAGUAUGUUCUGCAAAAAGCACAUUUUGCUUGGUUGAAGCAAAUGCAAUCACAAAGCUUCUAGCAUGUUUGCAGAGUGAUAAAGUGGAGGUAGUGGAGUCAGCAUUGGCUGCUAUAUGUACGCUAUUAGAUGACAAGGUUGAUGUGGAGAAGAGUUUAAGCAUGCUGAGUGAAAUGAAUGCAGUACAACUAAUACUAAAUGCAGUCAAAGAACACAAGAAAGAAUCUCUAUUGCAGAAAGCAUUUUGGAUGAUUGACAAGUUCAUUAUUAGAGGUGGAGAUAAGUAUGCCAGUGACAUAUCACAAGAUAGGAUGUUGUCAGGUAUGUUGGUUAGUGCCUUCCAUCGUGGAGAUGGUAACACAAGGCAGAUGGCAGAAAAUAUUUUGAGGCGUUUGGAAAAGAUGCCAAGUUUCUCUACUUAUAUCACAUAAAAAACUGACAUGUGAAACCUUAACUGUAUGAACUAUUACCUUCUCAACUCACUGUGUAUAAAGUUUUCAGUUUGAAAUGUAAAUUUACGUUGUGGUCAAAAUAGAUAAUAGUAGUUCAAACAGAGAGUUUCAACU